Messenger RNA from Linepithema humile (Argentine ant), 3353 nucleotides. RefSeq names its product Eukaryotic translation initiation factor mextil (gene mxt). NCBI's taxonomy places the organism in Eukaryota, Metazoa, Arthropoda, Insecta, Hymenoptera, Formicidae. The record is from RefSeq and is a predicted model, not a curated record. Gene Ontology annotation, molecular function: translation initiation factor activity; RNA binding; eukaryotic initiation factor 4E binding. Gene Ontology annotation, cellular component: RNA cap binding complex; cytoplasm. Gene Ontology annotation, biological process: regulation of formation of translation initiation ternary complex; positive regulation of translation.
CAUCGACUGCCGGAUUGUGGAGCUCUCGAUGAUACAGGCGUAACAUCGACGACACAUCUUCGCGAUCCCCAACCGGACAGUCCUGCGUGUCGUUGAUCCGUUGCACGGCCGAGGAAGCGGUGUGGCUCUCGCGAAAGGAUCAUAAUGGCUACCGCACAAUUGAACAGAGCCAGAACUGUGAAGAAGCUCGAGAAACCACGGCCGCUUAAACUCAACCAGCGCAACUCGACCGUCGAUGGGCGGAUCACGACUGUAGAGGAUAUAGUGUCCUUAAUCGACAAUGUUGCGAUGCAACUGACUAAUGGCUUCCAUGACCGAACGCUGCAAGUGAAUGUUAUCUCCAUGUGUAGUCAUCUGAAACUCUAUGCCAACCAAUUAGAAGCUAUAUACAAAGAUCAGCUGGACCGGGCUUUUGUGGCGAUCAGGAAUGGGAGCCAGGACGAUAGAUUAGAUCUGACGACCAGGGUUCAUCUGCUGGAACUCAUCGAGCUGCGAGCGAAACAAUGGCGUCAUACCGAUUCAAUGGACGUGUAUUACAUGCAAAAGUUGUCGCAUCUAGACAAUCAGACCGAGGCGGUACCCGAUACACCGACGAACUCCCUGACAUCCCCGUUAUUGGCGAUGACUUCUCCCACUUCGGCGCCAAUAUUGGGACCCGGUGAAGUAAUCAAGAACAGCGGAAAAUUCGCUAAGCCUACGCGCAUACCGGGAAAAAAUUAUUGCAAAGAUGAAGUCGUCAUUCGCAAUAGCGAUUCGGGAAAAGUGAUGGGAAUAAAAGGGCGGCGAGUUCACAUGAUAGAAGAGCUCAGCCAGACGAUCAUCUCCUUCCAGCGAGUAAACCCUGGAGCUAAAGAACGACUUGUCCAAAUCACGGGAACGUCCGAGGACAAGAUUCAUUACGCGAAGGACUUAAUCAAAGAUACGAUUCAACGAAAUGCAUCGCCAGUGAGACUGGAGCAAAGCUCGGGUGGCGAGAAGGGAGCCAUGGGUGGCUCCAGCUCCUCGCUCAACAGUAGCGCAUCAGACGAGAGCAACCGACUGCAGCAGCACAAUCAGCAACAGCACAACUCCCGCUUGCGGUCUUCUCUCCUGCACAGUUUCUCCACUAACGACGCCAGUAUAGGCGAAUACAAGUACACCGUUACCGUCGGUAACCAGUCCCUCAAGAUUACGGGUUGCAACCUCGACCUCGUCAGGACGGCAAAGCUGGUGCUGGACGAACACUUCCUGGGUGAUUCCGAGAAUCAUACUAGCGGAAUAGAGUACUUUAACUAUGAGGAAGAACCUAGCUUCACCGUGACCACCACUUCCACCCCCCACGUUCCCCGUAUGCCGUUGUCACCGUUGGACAACGUGAAUGCUUCUUCCGCUCUGGGACGACAGUUGAGUGUGGACAGCGCCGCGACUUCCUCAGAGAGCGAAGAAACAUACAAGCCUCGUCCGAUCUCCGAGGAGCAGCGCACAACUCAACAAGUUCCAGAGGCAAGAGAGCUCACGUACGAGUUUCUUCUGCUGUGCGCAUCGGGUCCGUACGCGAAGCGGCCCCCCACCGACUGGGCGCGCAUACAGAAGGAGUGCCCCAAUAUAGUUCGCAAGGCACCGAUUCGCUGGUUCGAACCGGAGGCAUACAAAGCCAAACUAGCAGCCGCUGGUCCCGUUGCGAUAUUGCCGAUCGGCGAAGCGGAAACCGAUCCUGAAUGAAGCGAUAGAGUCAAAUUGCGGCUAUCUUUCCGCGUUAUCUCCUCGUACACCCCGACGAUAAAUUCUCAGAAAGCUGCGCGCGCUGUGUCGGUCGUGACAAAAUUGCGACACGUUUUAUUCUCUUGGGUUUAUAAAAGAAAAGGAAUCACUUCCUCGGAGGAAAUAGAGCAUAGACGUUGAGAAACGUAUCGAUUCUUCCGACAAAAAUGUGAAGAAAUCGUUUUUCUAACAUUUACGGGACGCGAAUCCCAUAUCUGUAUCGUUUGAUACGCGCUUUAAAACAAUUGAUUACGCUAGUCAUUAGAGUGAAAAAAAAAUAUUCUAUUUAUUGAGAAAUUAUUUAUGAGAGAUUAUUUUGCUUUUCAAUUGAAUGCACAUUGUGCGAGCCGCGCCAAUUCUGAGUGUGAGACGGUGCGAAACGCGCGCGCGAUUUAUGCAGUCAGCAUAGACAAUUUCAAAGCACAAAAGCAAGAGAAACGUUGUAUUAGUUAUUAAUCAAGUAACGGGAUAUACAUACUGAUUGAUUGAAGAGCCACACGUUGAAAGACAGUUAUUAAUUUUCGUACGUCGUAGUUGCGGUAGAAUCGUUAGCGUUAGAAAUUAGAGUUGUGCAAUAUUCCUAAGAAGACUACAUCUCUUUUUUUCUUUUUUUUUUAAACGAGAUCAUGAUUUAUAAUGAUUUUGCUAUUCGCCUACUUUGGAAUCGAGGAAGAGUCUCGAUCUUGAAGAAAAGAUUAAUCGUGAAAGACUAAUACAUACUUUAGGAGAAACUAGACUAGAAUACGUUACAAAAACAAUUCUAUGCUCUGUAACACAAUUGUAAAUAGCAGUUUCUCUCUUUCUUUUUCUGAAAACAAUUCCAGAUUUCGCAAUGCGGCGGGAUUCAAAUUUCGCGUGUAACACGUGCGUUAUACGGAGGAAGAUCAAAUCGGUGAUUUAGCAUAGUCUAGUCCACCUAUUUCAACGUAGGAACCACUCUGGUAUUUACUCUGCUGUGAAGCAAUAACCAAAAAAAAAAAGAAGAAAAAAAAGAAUAAGAGAAUUGAGAAUUUUAUCGAGAGUUUAUAUUUUAUAUACACUAAAAGCGUCCGUGCCAUGUGCAGUAUGUGUGCGUGAGGAUCGUCUGGUCGCGUAAUUGAUACCGUCUGCUGCUCACUGCAAGGUAUCGUUUUAUGCAAUAUCGCGCUCGAAUUACAAAACUCUUAAACAGGAUUGUUAUGUCAUUGCGUUGACUAAUUCCUUUUCCUACAUUAGUUCGAGAAUCACUUUGCAAAAUUUGUAUGCCUCGUGUAUGUAUGUUUAGCAAAUAAAAAAAUGCAAAUAAAAUCAAAAUAAAUUGCAAAACGGAUGAAAAGAUACGCAAUCUUAAUAUUUAAUCAGCUGGCUCGUGUAUUUUGCGAACAAGGCUCUCCUCGACCUCCUCGCGUAUUGCAAAAGUUUACUGCACAAUGUCCGGAACACUUACGUUCGUCUUUAAGUUUUUACACAAUUUAAUAUUUAUUACGAGAAUUUACACUCUGUUUACUUCGAUUAAAUUAUAUAUAAUUUAUUUCUAUCAUCUCUCUCUCCGACUAACUGCGCAAUAACGUAAUGGUACUAUAUUGUAUUAUUGUACUUUGUCGUUUAUAAUAAUAAAUCAACAAAGACACACA